Bursaphelenchus xylophilus (pine wood nematode) is the source of this 2085-nucleotide messenger RNA. The record is from the annotation of a GenBank genome assembly. NCBI's taxonomy places the organism in Eukaryota, Metazoa, Nematoda, Chromadorea, Rhabditida, Aphelenchoididae.
AUGAAUGAGCUCCACAAUGAGGAACCCGACACCAUACCUCAACCCAGCACCUCCAACUCUCAGGCAUUAAGUCAAGUGGUGCUCCCCGAUUCGGUGGAUCAACAGACUUUACAAGGUUUGUAAGAGUAGUCAUUGGGUCUAUUCUUCCAGAAUUCCUCAUUCAUAUCCAUGGAUUUCUAAAGUUUGCUGGCUUCUCGCAAGUGGCAGAUGAAUUGAGGAGGGAAUUGGAUCGGCGGAGGUUUAUUCCAGCGAGGACUGGCUUCGAUGGACGACCGCAGAAUCAGUCGUUGGAACAAUUUGUAAGUUGUUUUUGAUGUUUUGUUGGCUUUUAGGAAACGAAAUUCCGUAUUCGGAAGAUGAUGCACCUAAAAUAAGGUCGAUCUUCCUCCAAAUUGAUGGAUUCUCAAUUUCAGCUCUCAACCGCUCAGCCAUAUUCUACUGACCUUCUGCAACUUCUCUCCAGAACCAAACAACUAACCAAUGCCACCCUCCCUCCCACUCUGCAGAACUCGAAAGUCCGUUUAUUUACUACAAAAAGGACAAAUUUGGCCAGGAAAGAUUCCCCUCAUGGACAUUUCACCUAUUCGCUUCUCAAUAUGGGUAGACCCAAGCUUCGCCAAUUUCAGAACACAAAGAAUUUGAAUAUUUUGAAUGCUCGUGAGAUGGGGUUGAAGGUCGGAAAGAGGAUUUUGAUGCCAAAGAAUACUUGGGCUAAUCUGGAAGAGCAUGGAAAAUUUCUGGGACAUUUAUCACAAGUGUUCUGUGUUUGCUUUGAUCGGACUGGACGAUAUGUGGUUACGGUAAGUUGUUUGUUUAGUAUGUGGAUUAUUUAUAUAUUGUAGUAUGUUGGCUGAAGUUUUAUUAUGGGAUUAUAUCGAUUUCUAAAGUUUUAUUGAAUAUUGUGUUCAUUUUUAGGGCGGCGAUGACAAGUUAAUCAAAGUCUGGGAUACUGUAACUGGCCUUCUACGGUACACUUUCCGAGGACAUGAAGGCGAGAUUGCGGACCUCUCAAUUAACCUCGAAAACACCUGUCUGGCCAGUGGAUCCACCGAUAAAACAGUCCGAGUGUGGAGUUUAAUGAAUGGGCAGCCGUUGAUGAUCUUCAAAAACCAUAAGGCAUUGAUUAUGGCCAUCCAUUUCCUUCCGUUUUAUGAGGGAAAUGUCCGUUAUUUGGUGUCAUCAAGUUCCGAUUGCAAAGUAGUCUUCUAUAGAUACGAUGCGGACAGCUUGAUCUUCGAGUAGGUUAAAUUUGAAGGUGGUGGGAUUGUUGAGUUUUGAGUUGUGACAAGACUUAUUUUAUCCACGUUUAGAACAACCCCGUAUGAAUUUGAAGAGCGGGCUCUGUCCGGCGCCAAAAUGGUUGCGGCUUCUUACUCGUCUGGCGGCAAUUUUGUGAUCACUGGAGGCACAGAGAAGCUGGUUUACAUAUACAGGCUGACGGCGUAUACGGUGGAAAGAUUAUAUGAAUUCUUCAUUCACAAUGUAAGCUUGUUUUGCAUGUUUUAGUGGGUUUAAGAGUCCGAAAGAGGUCCUUUAAAAUAUGAGAAAACUUUGGGUAAUUAACAUCGGUGAAUUUCAGGACAAAAUCGAGUCUUUGGUAUGGGCAAAUAACAAUUUUUGGUUCGCCAGUGGCUCCAAGGAUGGAACUGCCAAAGUUUGGUCUCUAAAAGGCAAUGAAUGGCUCUCAACGGAACUGGUUUUACCCAAGAAUAUGUAAGGAACAGCUAAAUUAAUAUGUUUUGACAUCAGUUUGUUACCAGAUUUGUAAUGUCAGUACAUCAUCAUUUUUGAAAUGAUUUCAGAGAAGAGCCGAAUCAACCCAUGAACCAAAGUCAGUCUCAAAACACGACAAAUCAAGCGAAAAAAGCGUUCAAAUUGAACAUGUUAUGUUGGUCUUCGGAUGACAGCAAGGUUAUAAGUAUUGGAAACGACUUUUUCCUGCGAGUUUCUGACGCUCGGACGGGAGAACUUCUCAAGAGACUGGAAGGACACACCCAAAACGCCUAUGUGAUCAAGAGCCACCCUGUUUAUAGUGAAGCAAUAGUUUCGGCUGGCCAUGACGGACAAAUCUUGGUAGGUAUCUAG